Plasmodium vivax (malaria parasite P. vivax) is the source of this 1725-nucleotide messenger RNA. RefSeq lists its product as hypothetical. Gene Ontology annotation, cellular component: small-subunit processome; nucleolus; 90S preribosome. The transcript has a single exon. NCBI's taxonomy places the organism in Eukaryota, Apicomplexa, Aconoidasida, Haemosporida, Plasmodiidae. The coding region runs from base 1 to 1725 and encodes 574 amino acids. Gene Ontology annotation, molecular function: protein binding. Gene Ontology annotation, biological process: maturation of SSU-rRNA from tricistronic rRNA transcript (SSU-rRNA, 5.8S rRNA, LSU-rRNA). The record is from RefSeq and is a predicted model, not a curated record.
AUGAUCAAAUCGUUCAUUAACAACGGGAUUAAAAUAUACUCGCUAACCUCCGGGAGGGUGAGUCCCGAGAGUGGUGGCGUCGUCGGCGCGGGGAAAGCUGGCGGAAAGAGAAGGAAGAAUGCGUCGAUUGAGAGGAGCGAAAACUCGGUGGAAAUUCUGCACGAUUUAGAAUUUUCGCAAAAAAGUGAUCAAGUGAAGAUAAGCGAUGACGGGAGGUACAUCUGCAUCAGUGGGAUGUACCCACCUCAAGUGGGUCUAUAUGAUACGAAAGAAAUGUCUAUAAAGCAUAGGAGACAUUUCGACGAAGAGGUCGUAAGUUUUGAGUUCCUCAGUAGUAACUAUGAAAAGCUAGCCUUUUUAUGCAAAAACAGGCACCUGGAAUUUCAUAACGCAGCGGGGAAGUACCACAAAAUGAGGAUCCCAAGGGAGGGGAGGGACCUACUCUACAAUAAAGAAAAUUCUAACCUAUACAUUUGUUCCUCUUUUGAUGAAAUUUACGUUUUGAAUUUACACAGGGGUGGGUUUGAGCACUCCCUGAGCAGCAAAAAUGAACAGAACAAUUUUUUAUGCCUAAAUGUGCAGCUGCCUGUUAUGGCGACGGGUGGGUCCAGUGGCCUCCUAGAAAUUUGGGAUGAGCGUGUUAAGAAGAGCAUUUCCUGUAUGGAUGUCCACGAGGGGGAGGAACUCACAGCUGGGUGCUUCUCCGAGAGCGGGCUCAAGCUGGGCGUGGGGACCGAAAAGGGCAUCGUGAAGCUGUACGACAUUCGCCACAGCCGGCCGCUCCUCGUGAAGGACCACUGCAACGAUUUGGCGAUUAAGAAGAUCGAGUUCGUCAGCAUUGGGAGGAGGCGCGGCGGGGUUGGCGGAGGGACGCUUGCGGAUGAGCGCUUUUUGCACAGUGGCGAUUGUGCCCCCCCCGUGUCGGGGGGAAGCGCGUCCAACGAGUACGUCGCAGCGGCAGACGCGAACUGCAUCAAAAUAUACAGCGAGAGCGACCCCAAUUUGCUCUCUUUCCAUGUUGUGAGCAGGGAGAGCGAAAGUGGAAAGGGUAAAGGAGGGGCGAAGAAAACGAACGCGUUUAAGCUGCUUGGAAACGAUACGAUCAGCAUCAAUUCGUUUACCUUUUAUAAAAACUCGGGACUUUGCUUCAUCCCAUGUGAUAGUACCAAUGUCUCCCUGUACUUCAUCCCCUACAUUGGGAUCUCCCCCAAGUGGUGCAACUUUCUGGAUAACAUCACGGAGGAAUUGGAAGAGAGAGAAAAAUAUGACAGCAGCAGGAACGACGGUGAUGAGCGUCAUGCCAACUCGAGUGACCUCUUUGACGAUUACGUUUUCGUUUCGAACGAGCAAGUGGAGAGGAUGAACAUAAGCCACCUGAGGGGAACGCCCAAUUUGAUUUCCUACCUGCACGGGUACUACAUGCCGUGUAAAAUGUACACAGAUAUUAAGAGCGUCCUUGAGGCAGAUAAUUUGAACCAAGUGAAGAGGGCCAUUGUGCAAAGGAGGCUGGAGAAGAGGCAGCAGAUGAGGAUCCCAGACAGAAGCGUCCUGGUUAAUAGAGACUACGUAGAUAAGCUCCUCACCCGGGUGAACAAAAAGGUGGAGAAAAAGCAGAAGGCGAUCGUGGAGGCCCAGGAGCUGCUGCAGGAUGAGCGGUUCAACAAGCUCUUCUACGACCCAGAGUAUUUGGUCGAGACGGUCGACUUGGGCGACCAGCCGGGGUGA